GCUGUUAUAAAUAAGUGAAUCAACAUGCCUUGAAUUCAUCAGAGUCAUCUUGGAAGAAGAAGAAGAGCUGCUUGUAUAAUUGGUUUGUGAGCUUGAGAAGAGAUUCUCUGCAAAGUGAGGUAGACAGAGUGCUGUGUGAGUGUGUGUGAAGAAAGAGUUUAUGGACAUUCAGACAAGACAGGAUCUUAGAGGGGAUUGCAUGCUUACUGAAGUCUCCCUUGAUUGGAGGGGCAAUCCCUGCAAGCCCAACAAGCAUGGGGGCAUGAGAGCUGCUGUCUUUGUGUUAGGCAUUCAAGCAUUUGAGAUCAUGGCAAUUGCUGCUGUUGGCAACAACCUCAUAACAUAUGUCUUCAAUGAGAUGCACUUUUCUCUGUCAGAAUCAGCAAACAUAGUGACCAACUUCGUAGGAACCAUUUUUAUCUUGUCUCUCCUUGGUGGGUUUCUCUCAGAUUCUUACCUGGGGAGCUUCUGGACCAUGUUGAUAUUUGGAUCUGUCGAGCUCUCAGGCUUCAUACUGCUAUCGGUGCAAGCACAUCUUCCACAGCUGAGGCCACCACCAUGCGACAUGAUGUCAGAAGCGCAUUGCAUGGAGGCCAAAGGCUUCAAGGCAACCAUGUUCUUUCUUGCACUCUAUCUGGUGGCCUUGGGGAGUGGCUGCCUGAAACCUAACAUGAUAUCCCAUGGUGCUGACCAGUUCAGAGAAGAUGAUCCGAACCAGUCGAAGAAGCUCUCCACAUAUUUCAACAUAGCGUACUUCAGCUUCUGUGUGGGAGAGCUGAUAGCUCUCACCGUUCUCGUUUGGGUCCAGACGCGAUCAGGGAUGGACGUCGGUUUCGGAGUGUCAGCAGCUGCCAUGGCCAUGGGGCUCAUCAGCUUAGUUUCUGGUGUUCUUCUCUACAGGAACAGGCCUUCGCAGGGCAGCAUCUUUAACCCCAUUGCAAGAGUGUUUGUAGCAGCUUUUUCCAAGAGAAAGCAGGUUUGCCCCUCCAUCGUUGGUGAUCUUGUACCUUCUCCAAGUGUCCACAACCUCAUGCACAUCAACAAGUUCAGAUUUCUGAACAAAGCCUGCAUGAAAUCUCAUGAUGGUUCUGCCAUGAAAGAGAGCCGGUGGAGGCUAUGCACCCCUGCAGAAGUCGAGCAGGUGAAGGUGAUCCUUUCGGUGAUACCCAUCUUUGCAUGCACUAUCAUCUUCAACACGAUCCUCGCCCAGCUCCAGACCUUCUCGGUCCAACAGGGAAGUUCCAUGAACGCCCAGCUCGCUGACUCCUUCAAAGUCCCACCGGCUUCUCUCCAAGCCAUCCCUUACAUGAUGCUCAUCGUACUGGUGCCCAUCUACGAGACCUGCGUCGUCCCUCUCGCUCGACGGCUCACCGGAAAAGACCCUGGGAUCUCUCCGCUGCAGCGGAUCGGCGUCGGUCUCUUCACCGUCACCUUCUCGAUGGUCGCAGCUGCCAUGAUCGAGAGGAAGAGAAGAGAGACGGCCAUUGGGUCGAACGAGCUGCUGUCCAUCUUCUGGAUUGCCCCUCAGUUCCUCAUCUUUGGGCUCUCGGAGAUGUUCACAGCAGUGGGGCUCAUCGAGUUCUUCUACAAGCAGUCGUCGGCUGGCAUGCAGUCCUUCUCGACUGCCAUGACCUACUGCUCUUACUCGUUUGGGUUCUUCUUGAGCUCCCUCCUUGUGUCAUCGGUGAACAAGAUCACAUCAAACUCAUCAAAUGGUGGAUGGUUGAGCGACAACGACCUCAACAAGGACAGACUCGACCUCUUCUACUGGCUACUGGCUGCUCUCAGCCUCCUUAACUUCUUCCACUAUCUUUUCUGGGCCAAAUGGUACUCCGACACUCCAUCUCCAUCAACUGUUACAACACAUGAAGAAGACUACCGCAGCGUCAGUUCUUCAAAGCAUGUCGGAGCUGAUCAGGACGUACUGUGAAAUCACCAUCCCACAUGAAGCUUCCUUCUCGUGAGUCCUAUACUGGAACUAAUCUAAACCAUGAACAUCUCAAGUAGGUUUCACACCAAAUCUAGCUGGUGCUGAACCAUGAAAACCUCAAAGAUUGUCUAAAAGGAAGUCAGGUUCCAUCUGAAUCAUUCACCGUCGAAGAAAACAUACUGUCUGCUCUCUUUUCUUGUCUUCU
Musa acuminata subsp. malaccensis (wild Malaysian banana) is the source of this 2135-nucleotide messenger RNA. RefSeq names its product protein NRT1/ PTR FAMILY 4.4. Gene Ontology annotation, cellular component: membrane. Gene Ontology annotation, biological process: transmembrane transport. NCBI's taxonomy places the organism in Eukaryota, Viridiplantae, Streptophyta, Magnoliopsida, Zingiberales, Musaceae. Gene Ontology annotation, molecular function: transmembrane transporter activity. The record is from RefSeq and is a predicted model, not a curated record.